AUGGAUGUUUGGGUCUUCAGCAGGGUGGGAGCUAGCUUGGAGCGUAAAUGUGAUUGCAAUAAUGAAACCCUGGCCCAGCCCUCAUACAUCAGAAAGGAGCAGCUGGAGGAGUACGCGAGCAGGCAUGACCUGGCCGAGGGCUGGCUCCUGGCGUGGAGGUUUGGAGGGGGAGGAGAUAAGUUGGUGCCGGUUGAGUCCGCGGAGAAGAUCCAGUGGCAGCACCAAACGCUCGGGGUUGAUUACAAACCCGCGGUCAGCUGGGAACAAGUGGUGGACCUGACGUACUCCAUGCGCCUGGGAGAGAAGCCCAGACUCUUAGAGCAGGACAAAGCUGCGGUGGAGAAGUUUCGGUCCGUGCCCCCGGGCUGGAGCUAUGAGCAUGACAUGGAGCUGGGGCGCUUCCUGUACGAUCACAGCGAGAGGGAGCUGCAGUGUGGGGACUGGACCAAAGAGCACCUCAGCAGCGUCGAGGUCUCCUCACAGGUGGAGGACUACAGCGCAGCCCAUCUGACUGACAACCAGACAUUCACCUUCUGGGAGAGCAACGGGCUCCUGGGGCAGCAUUGGGUGCGGCUCAACAUGAAGAAAGGCACCAUUGUCAAGAAGCUGUGGCUGAUGCUGGAUGGGCAGGUCAGCUCCUACAUACCCAGGCGAGUGGCCGUGUAUGGCGGGGCACCGAACAGGCUGCAGCACCUGAGAACCGUCCUUAUUAGCGAGAACAGCUUCCAGGACGUCUGCAUCCUCCGCAACAUGAAGACCCACCUGCCGGUGCUGGAGAUCCGCAUCCUGGAGUGCCGGGACCAAGGGUGCAAUGUCCGCCUGCGAGGGAUUAAGAUCAAGUCCUUCUGGGAGUGGGACCUGAUCCUCAACACUGACAUGUUCCAGCCAGCCCGGCUGGUGCGCUACCCUCUCCUGGAAGGGGUGGACGCUGAUGUGCUGUACCGGCGGGCCGUGCUCAUUCAGAGGUUCGUCCAGCUCCUGGACAGUGUCCUGCAUUACCUGAUCCCCCUCUCUGAGGACGGCAUCGGCACUUUCAAUGCACUCAGGCCAUUUCUGCUGCUGUCCAAGCAGGGUGCAGCCCUCAUCGCCCACUGUCUCCAGUCCUCGGAGAGCACUUGCCCUCAAACCAUUCCAAAGCUAUACAUCAACCGGCACCUGGCCCGGGAGCACCGUGCCAACCCCGCGCUGGACCCCAGCUGCAGGAACACUGUCUUCACCCAGCUGUAUGAAGGCCUCAGAUCUUCCAAGAACAAUCAGCCCCUGGACUACAGGUGGCCCCUGACCUACAGCCAGUGGUGGGAGUGCGAUUUCAUCACCGAGGGCAUUGUCGACAAUGGCGGCGGUUUUCGGGAUAGCCUGUCAGACGUGUCGGAGGAGCUGUGUCCCAGCUCGGGUGAUGUCCCCGUGCCCCUGCCCUUCUUCGUGCGCACCUCCAACCAGGGUAACAGCAGCAGCGACACCAGGGACAUGUACGUCCCCAACCCCUCCUGCAAGGACUUCCCCAAGUACGAGUGGAUUGGGCAGCUGAUGGGAGCAGCCCUGAGGAGCAAGGAGUUUCUGAUGCUGUCUCUGCCGGCACUGGUGUGGAAGCAGCUGGCAGGGGAGGAGGUCAGCUGGAGCAAGGACUUCGCUGCCGUGGACUCGGAGCUGGUGAAGCUGCUGGAGGUGCUGGAGGGGGUGGACAGGGAAGCCUUCGAGUUCAUGUUCGGCAGAGAGCUGACCUACACAGUGGUGCGGAGCGACCAGCGCAUGGUGGAGCUGAUUCCCAAUGGCAGCAGCACCGUGGUGCGCUAUGAGGACCGCAAGGAGUUCAUUCGCCUGGUGCAGAAGGCUCGGCUGGAGGAGAGCAAGGAGCAGAUCGCAGCCAUGCGUGCUGGCCUGCUCCGCGUGGUGCCCCAGCCUGUGCUGGACCUGCUCACCUGGCAGCAGCUGGAGAAGGUGGUCUGCGGGGACCCUGAGAUCACAGUGGCCGAACUGCGGAGGUUCAUCACGUUUGAGGACUUUUCCUCCGACGACAUCCGUAUCCAGAACUUCUUGGAGGCGCUCAACAACUUCACCAGUGAGGAUCUCAGCCACUUCCUCAAGUUCGUCACUGGCCGGAGCCGCCUCCCGGUUCAGAUCACUGUCUACCCUGAAACAACAGACUUGAACGCAUUGGACAUGAUGCCACAGGCCUCCACGUGCUCCUGCACCUUCUACUUGCCCAACUAUUCCUCGGCCAAGGCCUGUGAGGAGCUGCUGCGGUACGCCGUGUACAACUGCAUGUCCAUCGACACUGACAGGAACACCUGGGAUGAAUGA
Nipponia nippon (crested ibis) is the source of this 2301-nucleotide messenger RNA. The record is from RefSeq and is a predicted model, not a curated record. Lineage: Eukaryota; Metazoa; Chordata; Aves; Pelecaniformes; Threskiornithidae.